UUGUAGUUAUAACAAUGGAUUCGAUACUACUCGGUAUACGGAGGGCUGGUGAUCGUCCUCCUGGUGUUACGAAUUCGCAGUACUUGCUAGGUUUCUUUAUAAGUAUAGCUGCUGCUGCAAUUUUAGGGUUCAUUCUAGUGAGCACGCAAGUUGCUUAUGCCAAGGCCAAUCAAGGCAUGACCUAUACUAUUGUGUUGCAGUUUCAAGUUUGUUUGGCCUUCUUUGCUACACUCAUUUGCACAAUUGGGAGCCUCAUAAACAAGGAUUUCUCAGAAAUGCAACGAGAAGCGAGCGACUUUGACUUGGGAGCAAAAACGUACUACUUAGUGUUAGCUUCAAACAUGGUAGUUUGGCAACUAAUGUUCAUUGGGAGAGUUGGGAUUAUAUUUUGCACGUCCUCUCUCUUUGCAGGAGUCAUGAGCGCGAGUUUGCUUCCUAUCUCACAGAUUGCAGCUGUGAUAACAUUCCACGAAAAUUUCACUGGAGAAAAAGGGAUGGCCUUGGCUUUAGCCCUUUGGGGCUUCACUUCUUACUUCUAUGGUUCCUACAGGAACUCAAGAAGGCAAAGUCCGAAACCCCAUGAAGCAACUGAAAGAGAUACGCAACCCACAAAAUAAGUAUCUCCAAAUGAAUGUAACUAUGUUGUGAUUCUGUGAUACAGUGUUUUGAACCACACUUCAUUUGUACUCGGAAUUUAC
This is a messenger RNA of Papaver somniferum (opium poppy), 698 nucleotides long. RefSeq names its product purine permease 3-like. The record is from RefSeq and is a predicted model, not a curated record. Bases 15 to 617 code for a protein of 200 amino acids. Gene Ontology annotation, cellular component: membrane. Gene Ontology annotation, molecular function: purine nucleoside transmembrane transporter activity. NCBI's taxonomy places the organism in Eukaryota, Viridiplantae, Streptophyta, Magnoliopsida, Ranunculales, Papaveraceae. The transcript has 2 exons.